AUGGAAAAAGAUACGGGCGACAUUGUUGUCAGUGAGUCCCAGAACAGCAAGUGCGAAGAAGAGCCUUGUUCGAACGACGACGUGGAACAGCAACGAAAGAAGAAUUUGUUCACUACAAGGAUCCUUCCAUUCUUUGGAUUGCAACUUGCGCUGUUCAUUGCGGUACUCGACAUAACUAUUCUGGCAACGUCCCUUCCACGGAUAGCAUCCGAGUUUCAAGCAAUGACCCUAUCGGUUUGGGUAGCUAGUGCCUAUAUGUUGACGCAGACUGCUUUCCAGCCACUGCUUGCAAAGUUUUCUGAUAUCUUUGGUCGCAAACCAAUCCUGAUCAUUUCUACCACUUUAUUUAUCUUGGCAUCCAUCUUGUGCGGUACAGCCCAGUCAAUGGUUUGGCUAAUCGUGUCCAGAGCAUUCCAAGGAAUCGGAGCUUCAGGGGUGAUGAUCAUUAUAGCCGACAUAAUACCUUUGGAAAAACGGGGCAAUUAUCAAGCGUUGGUCAAUGUUGUCUUCACUUCAGCAAGCGUAAUUGGUCCGCUCAUGGGAGGAACCUUUACUGAUCAUGUGUCUUGGCGAUGGAAUUUCUUCAUAAAUAUUCCCAUUGGAGUUGCAGCAAUAGCACUCGUCCUCAUUUUCUUAUCUUUGGCGACCGAAAAGCAAGAUAUCAAGACACGGAUCAAGCGGAUUGAUUUUGCUGGAUGUGCCUUGGUUUUGGGUGCCGCCACAUUACUUUUACUCGCCAUUGAUUUUGGUGGCCAAAUACGUACAUGGGGUUUGGUUGCUGUUAUUGUACCACUAGUAGCAGCAGGCGUCUUGAUUGCGCUGUUGGUGUUUGUGGAAAUCAAAGUUGCUCGCGAACCUGUGCUUCCACCACGCCUCUUCAAGGAUCGCACAAUAGUUGUACUGUUGCUGUUUACCUUCUUCGUAGCCUUGUGCUAUCAAUCAAUGAACUUCCAUAUGGCUAUCUACUUUCAAGUGGUGCGCGAUAAUUCGGCGACCAUGUCAGGCGUACGGAUGCUGCCUAUGCAAUUGACGUUAUCAAUUUCCUCCAUUUCUUCGGGAAGGUUCAUUGCAAUGACUGGAAAAUACAAGAUACUGUUAUCUCUUGGAUCUGCAUUGAUCGCCACGUGCAUGGGGUUGUUGAGUAUAUUAGAUAUCAAUACCAUUUGGGGUCAGAUCUAUGGAACCGUGGCCAUUGGAGGUGCUGGAUUUGGAUGCAUAUUUGUAUCAACGAACAUUUCAGCUCAAGCGUCGGUUGAGAAGCGAGAUAUCGCUGUCAUAGUUGGCUUGAACACUUUUAUGCGUUUGGUUGGAAGUACUUUGGGUAUUGCUGUUGCUGAUGCACUUCUCAAGAUGGGACUUGAGAAACGGCUCCCGCUUGCUAUUCCUCUCGACUAUGUCAGCGAUAUACUUAAUUCCCCUGAAACAAUCCAUGGGACUCUCCCGGUCGAGUACAUCGAGGCAGCAAAACAAGCUUAUGCGGAUUCCUUGAAGGACGUAUGGCAUGUCAGCUCUGGAUUUGUUGGAUUAGCAUUUUUACUUUCAUGGUUUACAAAGCAGCGUUCCAUACUCAGCUCAAAGAAACAAGCUCCAUCUCGUAGUGAUAAAGAGCCAGACAUGCAAAAACAAGAAAACGCCGUAAUUGUUGUUGAUGCUUCAUCCAUGAACAGUGAGGAUUCUGCUUAUACAUCAAGGCCUAAAUUGGGCGAGGACAACCAACAAGCCAUCGAUACGCGAGAACGUCGUAAGGAUACUCCCCCAUCAUGA
Messenger RNA from Lichtheimia ornata, 1764 nucleotides. RefSeq lists its product as uncharacterized. Bases 1 to 1764 code for a protein of 587 amino acids. The transcript is spliced from 14 exons. Lineage: Eukaryota; Fungi; Mucoromycota; Mucoromycetes; Mucorales; Lichtheimiaceae. Gene Ontology annotation, cellular component: membrane. Gene Ontology annotation, biological process: transmembrane transport. Gene Ontology annotation, molecular function: transmembrane transporter activity. The record is from RefSeq and is a predicted model, not a curated record.